Molecule: messenger RNA, 1875 nt
Organism: Saitoella complicata NRRL Y-17804
Lineage: Eukaryota; Fungi; Ascomycota; Saitoellomycetes; Saitoellales; Saitoellaceae
Product: 2-methylcitrate dehydratase
Exons: 2
Coding region: 238-1764 (508 amino acids)
Cellular component (GO): mitochondrion
Molecular function (GO): 2-methylcitrate dehydratase activity; 2 iron, 2 sulfur cluster binding
Source: RefSeq, a predicted model, not a curated record
GCUGCAUCGCCGUACUGAACGCGCUCACCCGACCACCCCGCACCUGACCCGCACCGACCGGACCGGGCGGACCAGACUGCUAUUAAAGGCCUUCACCACCACCGGCUUCACUCGCACAGAUCCACAUCUGCUCGUCCCAUCAUCAGAUCCGCCACUACCACCACCGCCCUCCGCCGUUCCAUCGCACGCGUCUCCCUUUCCACUCCCCACACCACCACCAUCGCCCAUCGUACCUUCAUGACCACCUCGGUCCAACUCUCCGCCGCCGGCCACGGCGGCGAACUCAACGUCCGUCCCCCUCCCGACACAGUGUUGACCUCCAUCGCAGCCUACACCCACAACCCCAAAUUCGACAACCCAGACCUCGCGUACGAUACCGCACACUACUGCCUCCUCGACACUCUCGGCUGCGCAUUCGAAGCCCUCAAACACGACGGCUGUACACGUCUUCUCGGGCCAGUGGUUCCCGGUACAUCUGUACCCAACGGUGCCCGCGUCCCGGGUACGAAUUAUGAGUUGGAUCCCAUCCGCGCCGCGUGGAAUUUCGGUUGUUUGUUGCGUUGGCUCGAUUUCAAUGAUUGUUGGCUCGCUGCAGAGUGGGGUCAUCCGUCUGAUAAUUUGGGCGGUAUCCUCAUGGUCGCAGACUGGAUCUCCCGCACCAACAAAGCGGAGGGGAAGGAGGCGUUGAAGGUUAAGGAUGUGCUUACGGCGAUGAUUCAAGCCCACGAAAUCCAAGGUUGCAUGGCUCUCGAGAACUCCUUCAACGAGGUUGGAUUGGAUCACGUCGUACUCGUUAAGCUCGCGUCCGCGGCUGUUGUUUCCCGACUCCUCGGACUCACGGAAGCCCAAACGGCUGAUGUCGUAUCCCAAGUUUUCGUCGACGGACAAUCCCUCCGCACGUACCGCCACGCACCAAACACCGGCCCCCGUAAAUCCUGGGCAGCAGGCGACGCGACAGCCCGCGCAGUCGAACUCGCACUCCUCGUCAAGAAGGGCGAGAUCGGGUACCCCUCCGUCCUCACCGCCCCCAAAUGGGGAUUCUACGAUAAUUUGUGGAGGAAGGGCGAAAAGCACCAUGGCGGUCAACGCGAAUUCGCUUUCCAGAGAGAGUUUGGGUCGUACGUCAUGGAAAACGUCCUCUUCAAAAUCUCCUUCCCCGCCGAAUUCCACGCCCAAACGGCCGCUGAAGCCUCCAUGACCCUCCAUGCCCUCUUCCAACGCGAAGGCCUAAAGGUCGAGGAUAUCGAAGAAAUCAGCGUGCGGACUCAGGAGGCCGCUGUCCGAAUCAUCGACAAACAGGGACCGUUGCACAACUAUGCCGACCGGGACCAUUGUAUCCAGUACAUGAUCGCGGCACCCCUCCUCACGGGUGAGUUGACGGCUGAAUCGUACACGGACGCCGUAGCCUCCGACCCCCGCCUCGAUGAACUCCGCGCCAAGAUCCAUUGUGUGAAAGAUGAUGCGUUCACAGCCGACUACCACGACCCAUCCAAGCGCUCCAUCGGGAACGCGCUCACUGUCCGCAUGAAAGAUGGUCGCGUGUUGGAUGAGGUUUGUGUUGAGUAUCCCGUCGGCCACAGGCGCCGUAGGGAAGAGGGCAUCCCGUUGUUGAUGGCGAAGUGGAAGAGGCAUUUGGGUGUCCUCAAGGAGAAGGGAGGGUUGGAGGGGAAGAGUGUCGAGAGUGUUUAUGAGAAGGUUAAGGAUAGGAAGGCGGUGGAGAAUAUGGAUGUUGAUGAGUUUGUUGAGUUGUUUGUUACUGCGUAAGGAGAUGGGGAGAGAGCAGUGUAUGAUAUACGUGUGAUUUUGUGGUUGGUUGGGGGAAAAUGUGUAGUUCUGGCAUGCAUGUAUAGAUAAGAGAAAGCUUCUUGCUGAACG